Mauremys reevesii (Reeves's turtle) is the source of this 1920-nucleotide messenger RNA. RefSeq names its product protein phosphatase 1 regulatory inhibitor subunit 1A (gene PPP1R1A). The record is from RefSeq and is a predicted model, not a curated record. The coding region runs from base 311 to 958 and encodes 215 amino acids. Gene Ontology annotation, biological process: intracellular signal transduction. Gene Ontology annotation, cellular component: cytoplasm. The transcript has 6 exons. NCBI's taxonomy places the organism in Eukaryota, Metazoa, Chordata, Testudines, Geoemydidae. Gene Ontology annotation, molecular function: protein phosphatase inhibitor activity.
CCAGGCAACCGAGAUGCUAUGGGUCGGAUACCCAUUGCUGAGUGGGAAAGUGUUUUAAAACUGGGGGAUUUUUUUAGUCUGUUGGAUCAGAAAUUGUCAUGGCGACAGCAUCCCAGCUUGGUCCUGGCGGGAGGUGGAGAGACACAGGCAGAGAGCCCAUGGAAUCUCACACAUACGCACUCUCCCCUGCUGUGCAGAUACAUGCUCUCCCCACACACACUGUACACACCCCACACAGACCACCCAUUCCAUAGGCACUCUGUACAAAGAGAGCCCCCCCCCACACACACACACAUGCUCUGGGAGGCUCAUGCUGUUCCCACCCUGUCCCUGUGCCUGGGAGGAGAGGGGGCCACUCACCCAGGCUGCCCAGCAGGGACUCAGCUCUACAGGCUCUGACAAAGCCCACCUCACCAGGGAAAAACGGGGAACAAAGAAACCGAGUAGGCUGGGCCUGAUCCUGAUCUCAGCAACGUUGCUGCAAAUCAUCAGCAACUGGAGCUGCCUCAGUGUGGGCCAGGAAAUCGACGAGGACCGGCUCCCCAACCCAUUGCUGAAGCCGGGUCUGUCCAUGUCACCCAGACAAAGGAAGAAGGUCCCUCGCACGACCCCCACCAUGAAAGAGCUCCAGAUGAUGGUGGAGCACCACCUGUGCAAGCAGCAGGCGGAGGAGGAGGAUGCCAGCAUGGGGAGCCAGGAGCCACACAGCCCUGGGUGCUGCCACCACGGUAACACAGACCCCAGCCACAGCCCCGGGGGAACCUGCCCCCUUGCCCAGGCCAAGACCAGGCUGGAGUCUCAGGAGGGCAACCAUGCUGGACCAGACGGGAAGGAAGAAUCAACAGGAGCUUGUGCAAAAAGCGAAGAUAAUGGAAGGCCAGGACUGUCCUCAGAGAAGCAGAGCGUGCAUAUACUACCAAAGGACUCAUCAGGCAAGCAGGCUUCUGCAAGUGACUAGGUGGCGCUCUGUUCCAGGUGUGAGUGGUGUUUCGAGGACAGAGGCAGGGCGACACGGCGGGGAGGAAGGAAGAAGGAAGAUCACUGGGCUGGGGUGGGGGGAUUUAAUGAUUGUUUUCUAAGAUUACAAUGGCUGUUUGGAUGUUUGUGAUUUUUUUUUACUGCCGUAGAGAAGACGCCCUGGAGUGGGAAGGUAAAGGCUGAAAUCUGGCCUCACCAGCCCUUCCUGGCUCAUGGUGGAUGGGGCAGCCCAGCACAAAUGGGGCAUUUCACAGUAAACACAAUGAUCCUGGGCGGGAUUGACAGUGCUGGGCGUGGACAUGUAAAUCCAGGCAGAGUCCAGAGAGGGUGAGAUCCCCCCUCGCACAACCCAGCCCAGCCCCGGACCUCACACCCUGCAUGAGACCGGAGCGGGAGUGUAGGAAUGGCUGGGUCUUGUGCCAGGCCACCCCCGAGCUCCCCUCACCCAACUGACACGUGGUGAAGCUACGACCUGCCCUGUCCACACUGGGGGUUUGAAGCAUGGUGUCAAUCAUGGUUUAAACACACCUUUGCGCUAGUAUGGACAAGCCCAAGGAGCGCAGCACCUAGGGGGACACCCCUUUCUUCCCAGCCAGAUGGGAACCCCCUGCAGCAGAACCCCAGUGCUUCCCCCUCGCCCUGGGUCUGACCAGGGUCUUUAACCCUACAAGACUCCUGCCAUCCUCAGCCAGAUCCCAGGAUAAGUGGGCCAAGCUGGGCCCAGGAUCUGCUGAUCCCAGGGCAAGCUUGGGAUGUGCGCAUGCAUCGUGCCCCGAGCCUGGCAGUGCUGCAUGCCCGGCUGCCCUUGCCGCUGUCCAGCGGUGCAGGAGGCUGAGCCCUGCCCGGUGUGUCUGUCAUCGCCUGCACUCAGCCUUCUACAAGCCCCCGUCGUCACCACAGCUUUGGCUGUCCGGAGCACCAAACCUCUCGUGUCAAUCAAUA